AUGCUAGAGUUUAGCAAGCUUCUUAAAGAGUCUGAGAAGCUCGGAAUUCAAGGCGCUACGGAGGGUGUAACGCUCCAACGCUACGUUUCUUUUAGAACCCGGCUCAUUAAGUACCUAGCCGUGCACGCUUUUUUGCAGUUUGGGUUGGGCAAUGUCCAAAAUCUGUGGUCGUUAGGGGCUUCCUACGCGAGCCUGUGGUUUUUCUGCGGAAAGAAGAGAAAUGACAAGCAUGGUAACGGCAUUGACGGCCACGUCGGGGCUGCCGCAAUACUGGCGCAGGACAACCGCGAUUAUAUUAGGAAAGUUGAGUACCUGGGCACAUCAGACAUGACUACCGUGUACGCAGCAGAGCUAAAAGGGCUGGUCCUAGCACUGCGAUUGUUGGCGGAGGCCUCACAGGCGGGUGCACGUCCAGGCCGCUGUGCUAUCUUUACCGACAACCAGGCCGCCAUUCAAGCUAUGCAAAAUCCAAAGCACCCAUCCGCUCAGUAUAUCCUUGCGGAGGCCAUACAAGAACUCGACAAAAUCCGGACCGAAGGAUGGGAUGUGCAGCUCCGAUGGAUCCCGGCACAUGCAGCCAAAGACGCCGCCCGAAAGCACGGGGAUCCAUCAGAGCCGACUUCCCUGCGUACUCUCAUGGCACCCACCAAGACCAUCAUCCACAAGACCAUGCGAGCCGAGUGGGCAGCUUCCUGGGAAAUGGCCAAGCACGGAAGAGAGCUCUUCCGACUUGGGGUCAAGCCCGGGAAAACUGCACUCGACUUGUGCCGCGGGACAUACAGGGCCGUCAGCUCUGUGAUCACGCAGAUGCGCAAGGGCAAGAUUGGCCUUGGAGCGUAUCUCCACGCCAUCAACAAAGCAGACACCGACAAAUGCCAGUGCGGCUAUGGACCUCAGACCGUGCGACAUGUCCUGCUCGAAUGCAGAAACUGGACAGACGAACGACAGCAAAGCAACCCACCCGUAGCCCACUCGCCUACCUGGUACCAGUACUUUAGCGGUCAGGGUACCAGCAACAGGCUCAUCAAUGUGCCAGCACUCACUAAAUUACAACUCCCAGCAGCGUCUAGUUGCCAGCCUAGAAGCUGA
This is a messenger RNA of Beauveria bassiana ARSEF 2860, 1089 nucleotides long. Its product is annotated as reverse transcriptase. The transcript is spliced from 6 exons. Gene Ontology annotation, molecular function: nucleic acid binding. The coding region runs from base 1 to 1089 and encodes 362 amino acids. NCBI's taxonomy places the organism in Eukaryota, Fungi, Ascomycota, Sordariomycetes, Hypocreales, Cordycipitaceae. The record is from RefSeq and is a predicted model, not a curated record.